Neurospora tetrasperma FGSC 2508 is the source of this 739-nucleotide messenger RNA. Its product is annotated as guanylate kinase. The record is from RefSeq and is a predicted model, not a curated record. The transcript has 4 exons. Gene Ontology annotation, biological process: purine nucleotide metabolic process. Gene Ontology annotation, molecular function: GMP kinase activity. Gene Ontology annotation, cellular component: cytosol. Bases 46 to 630 code for a protein of 194 amino acids. NCBI's taxonomy places the organism in Eukaryota, Fungi, Ascomycota, Sordariomycetes, Sordariales, Sordariaceae.
GUCCGUCUUGUCAACUCCAUUCUUCGAACGCGUCUCAUCCACACAAUGGCUCCCACUCUUCCUCCCGAUCGUCGCCCCGUCGUUAUCUCUGGCCCCUCUGGCGUCGGCAAGGGCACCCUCUUCAAGCUCCUCUUCGAGAGACACCCCGACACUUUUACUCUUUCCGUGUCGCAUACCACCCGCGGCCCUAGACCCGGCGAGAAGGAUGGCGUCGACUACCACUAUGUCACCAAGGAAGCUUUCGAAGAGCUGAAGGCCAAGGGCGGUUUCGUCGAGAGUGCGCAAUUCGGCAGCAACUUCUACGGAACCAGCAAGGCCACCAUCGAGGAGCAGUCCGCCAAGGGCAAGGUUGUCGUUCUCGACAUCGAGAUGGAGGGUGUCAAGCAGAUCCAGGCCUCUGGCUUCCCCGCCCGCUACGUCUUCAUCGCUCCCCCAUCAGAGGAGGAGCUCGAAAAGAGACUCCGCGGCCGCGGUACUGAUAAGGAGGAGGAUAUUAUCAAGAGACUGGCUCAGGCCAAGAACGAGCUCGCUUUCAGCAAGACCGGUGUCCAUGACAAGAUCAUCGUCAACGAGGAUCUCGAGACGGCCUACAAGGAGCUCGAGGAGUUCGUCUAUGCGCCGGUCGCCUGAAUUUGGGGUUGAAAAUAAUGUUUUGAAUAGACAGACUAUACCCUGAUCAACCGCCCUGUCCUCAGAAUUGUGUUGACUGUCUCGAUGCCAGAACUGGACCAUCUUCCGC